Messenger RNA from Maudiozyma saulgeensis, 1896 nucleotides. NCBI's taxonomy places the organism in Eukaryota, Fungi, Ascomycota, Saccharomycetes, Saccharomycetales, Saccharomycetaceae. The record is from the annotation of a GenBank genome assembly.
AUGAAACAUUUCUCACCAAAACCGUCAGUUGUAUUGAAUGAUGUCUCCCUCGAACAAAUUAACACUGUUAAUAACAAAAAAAUAACAACUGAGAUGUCUAGAGAAGCAGUCUUUACUACUAACAAAGAAAAUGAAGGAGUUGUAACUCAGAUUACAGAUUUGUCUAAAGGGUGGAAAACGAAACUAGUUUCAGAACACAAGAAUAAAACAAAGGCGCCGUAUGCAAAAAAACUGGCACCUAAACCUAAUGUUUCGUCAAAACUAAUCACGACUCCAAAACCGAGGUUAAUAGCAUUAUACAUCGGUGGUCUUGGGCCAUCCGUAACAGAAGACGAUAUAAAAAAAGAAUUUGGAAAAUUUAAGUCAUUAACGUCAGUAAAAAUAUGUUACGAUACAUCAACAAACCAAUCUUUAGGUUAUGGAUAUCUGAAUUUCAAAAAUCAACAGGAUGUCGAUUUAUGCACGGAAGAAUACAAUUACAAUAUUUUGUUUGGAAAUGAAAUUAAAAUUAUGCCAUCAUUAAGAAACAGUUUGUAUAGAAAAAAUAUUGGAACCAACGUCUUUUUCUCUAAUCUUCCACUUGGUAAUGAAGAACUAACAACAAGAAAAUUUUAUGACACGUUUAAGGCAUAUGGUAAGAUCUUAUCUUGCAAAUUAGAUAACAGGAAAAACAUUGGUUUUGUGUAUUUUUCUGAUGACAAAGCCGCCACAAAAGUUAUUGAGGACUAUAAUAAUAAAGAAUAUUUUGGUUCCACAAUCGUUUGUGGUUUGCAUUUCGAUAAAGAAUUAAGAAAUUUCCCAGAUUUUGAUAAAACUAAACUAAAUCUGGAUCAAAAUAUUAUCCUGCAAGAUGAACUGAGUGCCGUAGGAUCCGAUGAUGGUUCGCACACUAAAGUUGUAGAAGAGAAGCCGUUGGUUCAUCCAAAUGCAAUUUUUAUUAAGAACCUUCCAAAAGAAACUACAUCUGAAGAAUUGCUAGAACAUUUUUGUAAAAUUGGUCCUAUCAAGUCUGUGUAUACUUCAGAUGGGCAUGAAAAGUUUUCAAGUAAAUGGGCAUUUUUAACCUAUAAAAAACUAAGUGACACCCAAAAAGCUAUUGAAUUACUCAACAAUUCAGUUUUUAAAAAUAGUCAAAUAAGUGUCACUAAGGCAAGGCCACGUAGAUAUAAUAUGGAUAAAUUGAAAACUGAAUAUUUUGUAAUCUUAUCAGGAAUGGGAACUAUUUGUACCAAGGAAUUUUUAUCGAGACUUUGUUCACAAGAAAGACUCCAUUUUAGUAAAUUUAAAGUUACCACUUACAAUCAGACACAAGGAACCUUUUCAGGCAUACUUUCAAUAAAGACGGACGAUAUUCAAAAGAAGAUAAUUAAUUUUUUAAAUGGUAGACUUGUUGGAGGUUGCAUUAUUCAUGCAAGAACUCCUAACUCUUUGUCAGAAAUAACCGAACUUAAGUUGAAAAUGGAGUCUGCUUCAAGAGAAAAUAGUCUAGAGAGGACAAAACACAUGGAAGAGACUAAGGCUUUAAAGACAAAUUAUGAUCCAGUAAAUAAGGUACUUCCUAUCCAGGAACUUUCUAUGUCAACGAAAAUUGAUGUGGAGCAUAGUGGGCAAGAAAUGAAAGAAAAGUCGCAAUAUUCCUACGUUAAAGAAUUACUUAUUAGACAGGUGAAAAAAUCAAUGAAAUUCCUCCAACUUCUAAAUGUAGAUGACCCAAAAAGUGUGAACACCAUUUCAGGCUACAUUAUAGAGGUUUUCUGGUGUAAUAAUAUUUAUGCAUUACAAGAAUUUAUGUCAAUAUUAAAAACGAAUAUCCAAUACGAAGAUAUACUCCACAAACAAAUAACAGAAGCACUAAAAAGUCUGGGGUUUCUAGAUAAUUCUGCAUAUAAUUUGUAG